Messenger RNA from Mycotypha africana, 1210 nucleotides. RefSeq lists its product as uncharacterized. The coding region runs from base 133 to 882 and encodes 249 amino acids. The record is from RefSeq and is a predicted model, not a curated record. Lineage: Eukaryota; Fungi; Mucoromycota; Mucoromycetes; Mucorales; Mycotyphaceae. The transcript is spliced from 2 exons.
ACGGUUACUGUAUAAAAUGCUCGCAACCUCCGCAUUCCACCGUAUAAUUGCCUCUUUUCUCUCUAUUUUUUUAACUUUACUUAAGCGUAACUUUACUUAAGCGCAUCUUUUAUUCUUUUACUAAAAUCCAAUAUGCGUACUAUUGCAAGCCUUGCUCUCGUUGCUGCUGCUGCUACAGUUGUCUCUUCUCAGGAUUGUAACCCUUCCUACAACGUUCCUAGCUCUAGCGAGUGUUUUACCAAUUGUAAUACUCAAGCUGGUAGUAAGUAUGUUGCUGGUUGGACUAUGGAUCACACUUCAGAAAACUUUCUCCCCUCUUUGAAGUUGAUGUGUACAAAAGGCACUUCGGAAUACUUGGCUUUUAUGACUCAGGCUGGUAUGUGUAUGGCUAAAUGUCCCGAUGAUCCUACCCUUUUCAGCAAUGAAUUUGCUGGUGCUUGUGCCUGGUACGAACAGCAUAAGAACGACCAAUGUGGUAGCUCAGCAGUUACUACUACUACAGGAGCUGCUCCUCAAACUACUACUACAGCCAAUAAUGCUUCUCCAACUUCUCCAACUACUCCAACAGCUGGCACCGCCUCCGCAAGCGGUACUAACACCGGUGCGAGCGUUACUACUACUGCUGCCGGCACCGGUGCUACUAACGCUGGUACUCCUGUUGACAACGCUGCGUCACCCGCUGUUACUUCCGUCUCUCCCAGUGCUGCUGUUCCAGCUGCAUCCAACAGUACUGCCAUCAAACCUGCUUCUGCUGCACCUUCUGCGGCCCCUAGCACUGGUUCAACUUCAAACAAUUCCGCUUCUCAAAGUGCUGCCAAUAAAUUGCAAUUGAGCGGUUAUGCUUUCGCUCUAAUUGCUGGUGCUGCUUACUUGGCUUUCUAAAGCCUUGAUUACAAGAAUCGGUCCAUAUUUAAAACACCGAACCACAUUUACUAUUUAUUUUAUAAAGUAUUUCGUUCCUUAAUUUGUAUCUCAUCAACUUAUUAGCUCUUUUCUAAACAAUAAUGAUACUUUUUUUGCUUAUUCUUACAUUAAAGAUCUGAAUAAAAAUGAUUUUGAUCAUUUUUCAAUAGAAUUCAUACGCAGCUGAACAUGCUGAAAAAGCAUUUUAAUGCCCGGACCGGCAAUUCCAUUUGCCACAUUAUAUAUCGUAAUACAGUAUUUUACCUUAUAUUUUAGACAUUUUACAAUUUCUGAUGGACAAUAUGCA